Messenger RNA from Seminavis robusta, 2938 nucleotides. The record is from the annotation of a GenBank genome assembly. Lineage: Eukaryota; Bacillariophyta; Bacillariophyceae; Naviculales; Naviculaceae.
UUUUUCUGACGUUUGUUUUUGCGGUUGUUGCCUCCAACUCUCUUUGGCUUCCUUUGUGCUGAUUGAUUGCUUCAGUUCAGUCAGCGAGAACAUCCACUUGUCAUUAUUUCAUUUACCUGAGCUACCUCUUGCUAUCUAGUAGCUAGUUCCACUUUGGUGUGUACAUUCCCCUCAAGUUUGCUCUUAAUCUUUCUUUGCCUACUCGGUUUCGAACAAUGAAGUUUAUCAUGACAACUGCGACUGUUGCGGCUUUGUUGGUGGCGACGACCCGAACCGUCAGCUCCUUCACGGCCAAAUCAGUACAUGUAGUAUCCAAGCACAGCACCAAGAGAAACUGGUCGGUUCCUUCUGCCACCCAAAAAGUGUUCUUGUCGGCCACUACCGCCGUGGAAACCGAACAACCCAACAGUUCGGCGGCAUCCUCCUUGUACGCUCAAGAAAAUGCCGAAGCUCUGGCAUCGCUCCAAUCUCCCUUUUUGCAAGUCAUGCGCGACCGUGGCUUUUUCCAUCAAUGCACCAAUCUGAUAGAACUCGAUCAAAAAAUGACAGACGGAAGCAUUGCUGCCUAUCUCGGAUUCGAUGCCACGGCCGAUUCUCUGCACGUGGGAUCCCUCUUGCAAAUCAUGAUUCUCCGACACUUGCAACAAGCAGGACAUCGACCCAUUGUAUUGGUCGGUGGUGGAACCAGCAAGGUGGGAGAUCCCACCGGAAAGGACGAAUCCAGAGUCAUGUUGGGCGAAGAAGAUAUUCAACGAAACAUCCAGGGCAUUUCCAAAGUAUUUCAAAAGUUUCUGACGUUUCAAAAAGAAGAUAGUGACGACUUUUCCGAUGCCAUCAUGGUCAACAACGACGAUUGGUUGUCCUCUCUCAAGUACUUGGAAUUCCUGCGAGAAUACGGAACACAAUUCACCAUCAACCGCAUGCUAAGUUUCGAAUCUGUCAAACAACGACUCGAACGAGAGGCGCCCUUUUCCUUUCUAGAAUUCAAUUACAUGAUUCUUCAGGCAUACGACUUUGUCGAACUGUAUCGACGUCAUGGAGCCAUUCUACAGCUGGGAGGAAGCGACCAGUGGGGGAACAUGGUCUCGGGUGCCGAGCUGGGAAGACGAUGUGAAUCGGCACAACUCUUUGCAUUGACAGCUCCACUCAUCACUACCAGCGAUGGAAAGAAAAUGGGAAAGACGGCAGGAGGUGCUGUCUGGUUGAAUCAAGACAAACUGUCACCCUUUGACUAUUGGCAGUUCUGGCGAAACACCGAUGAUGCCGAUGUCAUUCGAUUCAUGAAACUUUUCACGGAACUGCCGCUCGAACAGAUUGCCGAAUUAGAACAAUUGACUGGAGCCGACAUUAACAAGGCCAAGAUUGUACUGGCGGAUGAAGCCACAACGCUCUUGCAUGGAAAGGACUCGCUCAAGAGUAUUCAUGAAACGACAGCAAACAUGUUCAAAGGAUCCGGUGCAUCGACCGAAGGACUCCCUCGUGUCUUUGUGUCCGAAUCGGAUCUCAGUGAUAGUGGCAAAAAAAUAUUGGACUUGUUCGUCGAACUCAAGCUGGCGUCGAGCAAAAAGGAAGCCCGACGACUCAUUGCAGGUGGUGGAGCCCGAUUAGGAGAAACCAAGAUAGAAGAUGAAAUGGCAACUUUGACGCUGGAUGACUUUGAUGAGGGCUCCAAAGAAGUCACGCUACGAGCUGGAAAGAAACGUGCUGGUGUGGUCGAGGUGCAAUAAAGAUACCACUCUAAGAAUGGAAUAAAUACUAGUCUUCAAAACAAUGCAACCCCAGCAACCACUGUGGGUAUUGGCUGUAUCGGUAGUACUGGUACCAGUGGAGGGUAAAUGCAGCUAACGAAAUGCACAAUCAAUCACAGCCAUCUGGAAGCAAGGUAAUCCUCAACAUUCAACCCCACAGUUCUUCCGCCUCCACGUCCUAUUAUAGAUUCACUCAUUCACACUUCCUUUUAAAGCCAUUCAGAUCCGUGCAAGAAGAAGACGUAUUAGGUAACGUGUCUUCACAAUUGGGUCCUCACACUUGGGAGCGGAAGCAAUCGCUGCCCGAGUCCCGAGGAGGUGCUGAUCGAUACUUACUCGAAGCAAUUCACUUUCGUUCAAGUAAUAAACUAGUGAUGAGGUCUUCAGGCUUGGGUUCGGCAGGCAGUCAACGCCCUACGAAGUGCUGGGGAACCAGUGCUGCAGCCAACCGGGCAGCUAGAGCGGUGGCAUUUGUGCUGAUGCCUGUCUCAAGGGGAGAAUAAAAUAAGCCUGGGAUGCAGGGGGAAGAAAUCAUCAGAGCUAGUAAGAGGUAAUGCAGGAAGGUAUAAGUUGAAUUGCUUCUUUUUGCCUAACCAAUGGAACAAAUCAAUCACCGAGCCUUCGGGGACGAGGAUGAAUUCCUUUCUCUGGUUGCCUAAACUCUACUCUGCUGCCUUGGAUGCUCCGCAUGCUCCGGAUGCUUGCUAUCUUGCCAGUGACCGCAGCCUGGCCACUGGCUGCAGCAGCCAGGUAAACAUGAUGGUCAUCACAACCUCUUGCUUCUUAGAGCCCCACGAGUGCCGUACCAUACAGCCUUUGGAGAGCUGGGCGGGGCCAUGAUACGUAGCGAAGUAUUCUUCCACUUGUCUUUCAUCUUUCAUGCUUCCACAAGGUAUCGAUAAGGUAGUCUAGCUAGCUAUGGUGCUUCUGCUUGGAGACUUGGAUGAUGGCUUGGAGCGGUUGUGGGCAGUGUGAACUGUGCUGCUGUACUAGUAGCUGUAUGCACACUGGCAUCUAUGUAUCUGGCAUGGGGUCUGGGAGUUGGGGAUGUCAUGUACUCUUUAGCUCCUUAGUACUUGAGCACUGCAGGCAUUAGCUGUUUACUGCUAAGUAGAAGACCAUUAUGCAACUCAGUGUAGCUGUACUGAUUCUGUGAUUGAGUCAGCCAUAUAUUUUACAAUACAAAGCAC